AUGACUCUCGAUGACUUGCUGUGCUGUGAGCCAGGGGGAGGACCUUUCAGCAUCCACAGCUGUGCUGCUGUGCAAAGCCUAGAGCCAUGGCAGCUUAUGUUUUACUUGGAGAAGGUCAACUUCACCACACCAUUUGGUGAUGAAGUGUCAUUUGAUGAAAACAGCGAUGCCUUACCGAUCUAUGACAUCAUGAACUGGCAGUGGCUUCCUGAUGGAGGAACUAAAGUUCACCUUGUGGGUGAGGUUAAGAAAUCAGCCACUAAAGGUGAAGAACUCACACUUCAUGACGACAGGAUCUUCUGGAACUUUGAAUCCAAACAGAAAACAGAGUUCCUCUCCUACCAUGAACCUCUGGGUAUCUGCCUGACCACAGCCUCCCUGCUGGGCACGAUUAUCUGUGUUGUCGUCCUGGGCAUCUUCAUCCAUCACCGCAGCACCCCCAUGGUGCCUGCAAACAAUUCAGAACUCAGCUUCAUCGGACAACCCAGAGUAUGGAUGUGCCAGCUGAGACAUGCAUCGUUUGGCAUCAGCUUUGUGCUUUGUGUGUCGUGUAUCCUUGUUAAAACCAUGGUGGUGCUGGCGGUGUUCAAGGCCUCCAAGCCAGGAGGGGGAGCCACUCUGAAGUGGUUUGGCUCUGUGCAGCAGAGAGGGACAGUUCUGGUUCUUACUUCUGUUCAAGCAGAGAUCUGUACUACCUGGCUUGUGUCUGCUUCACCAGGUCCACAUAAAAACACCCAGUAUCACAAUGACAAGAUAGUGUAUGAGUGUGUAGUCGGCUCCACGAUCGGCUUCGCAGUGUUGCUUGGCUACAUUGGAUUACUGGCUGUGCUCAGCUUCCUGUUAGCUUUUCUGGCGAGGAAUCUCCCCGACAACUUCAACGAGGCCAAACUCAUCACUUUCAGUAUGUUGAUCUUCUGCGCAGUGUUGGUAGCCUUCGUCCCUGCUUAUGUCAACUCACCAGGCAAAUACGCAGAUGCAGUGGAGGUAUUUGCCAUCCUGGCCUCUAGUUUUGGCCUCUUGGUGGCGCUGUUUGGACCCAAAUGUUACAUCAUCCUAUUGAGACCAGAGAGGAACACAAAGAAAGCCAUCAUGAGUCAAGGCCACACAAAGUGA
Messenger RNA from Pleuronectes platessa (European plaice), 1113 nucleotides. Its product is annotated as extracellular calcium-sensing receptor-like. The transcript is spliced from 3 exons. Lineage: Eukaryota; Metazoa; Chordata; Actinopteri; Pleuronectiformes; Pleuronectidae. The record is from RefSeq and is a predicted model, not a curated record. Gene Ontology annotation, cellular component: membrane. Gene Ontology annotation, biological process: G protein-coupled receptor signaling pathway. The coding region runs from base 1 to 1113 and encodes 370 amino acids. Gene Ontology annotation, molecular function: G protein-coupled receptor activity.